CGCAACAGCCCCGCCCCCUUCCAAGAUGGCGGCGCGCGGCAGGGCAGCCCGUGUGUGCCGCGAUUGGAACCAGGUGGCCUCUGCCCCACAGCUCUGGAGGAAGGUGACACUUGGGGGGCAGUGCUGGGGGGCAGCGCCCCAUAAGCGCCUGCCCCACACGGUGAUGGGCACCGUGAACUGGUUGGUGGAGAGCAGGUUCUCGAUGCUGCAGGAGUUUGUUCUGUGUGGUUGGAAGAGCCACGUGGGCUUCGUGCUGCAGGCUCUGGCCGAGCGCUGCCCCCCCCUGCGCUCCCUGGAGCUGAGUCAGUGCGAGGUGGACCCCCCCACCCUGGGCCGGUUCCUGGCGGACGCUGGGUCCCAACUGCAGCAGCUGCGGCUGAGAUGUGGGGCGAGACUGGGACCUGUGCUGGGGGCACUGGCGUCCGGUUCCUGCCCCCACCUCCGUGUCCUUGACCUCGACGCUGCCCCCGAUGGCCCAGCCCCCCCCUUGGUGUUACCGGUGGAGCGGCUGCAGACGGCGUGCAGGAAGCUCGAGGUCCUUCGCCUCCAGGGUCUCUCCUUGACCCCUCCCCCCCCCCGCCCCUCCCCAUUGACCCCCAUUGACCCGGGGUCAGGGUUCAUGUUGCUGCGGGAGCUGAGCCUGCGCGGCGCCGGCUCCGGCGUCACCGAUUGGCUCUUGAGGUCCUUCGCCUCCAGGGUCUCUCCUUGA
This is a messenger RNA of Melopsittacus undulatus (budgerigar), 709 nucleotides long. Its product is annotated as F-box/LRR-repeat protein 6. Gene Ontology annotation, molecular function: protein binding. NCBI's taxonomy places the organism in Eukaryota, Metazoa, Chordata, Aves, Psittaciformes, Psittaculidae. Bases 26 to 709 code for a protein of 227 amino acids. The transcript has 8 exons. The record is from RefSeq and is a predicted model, not a curated record.